GUAAUCUGCGUACGCUCCUAUCGCCUAACCCUAUAACGUAAUAUUCGAGAAAUCGUUCCGGCGAUGCGCGCGCCGCCGCCGUCGCCGGCGGUGGCGAGGACAGGAUUCUCCGACCUCCAGCCAGACCUGGUGGGCGAGAUCCAUGGCCGCCUCAGCUUCCUCGACCGCCUAGCCUUCGUGGCGGUCUCCUCCGCCGCGUCACGCGACGCGUUGAAGCCGGAGCCGCCGUGGCUGGUCCUCCCGGGCGAGACUCCGGAGACCGCCACGGUCUUCUCCCUCGCCGACCGCCGCUCCGCCACCGUGCGCGCCUCGGGACCCGCGAUGCGCGGCCACGUCAUCAUCGGCUCCUUCGGCGGCUGGAUCGUGACCGCCGACGAGCGUGGGCGGAUGCGCCUCGCCAACCCCGUCACCGGCGAUCAGGGCGACCUCCCGGCCAUCACCACCAUCCCCUUCGUCAACGCCACCUCGCCGUGGGGUCACCAUUUCAUCAUGGACAUGGAACCCUUCGUCCACAUCCGGUACAGAGGCGACCACGAGUCGUGGCCGCACCCGUACGGCACGUUCACACACACCGCCGGCGACAUCCGCCUCUGGUUCUACCGCAAGGUCGUCCUCUCCGCCUCGCCGCGCCCCGGCGACUACGCCGCCAUGCUCCUCUUGGACAGCUACUUCGGCGCGCCGGCGUUCGCCACGGCGGGGGACGGCCGGUGGAGGGUCGCGCCCUCGCGCGACGGCGUCGAGGACGCGAUCCACCACGGGGGCAAGUUCUUGUCCGUCACGUACACCGGCAUCGUGGAGGCGUGGGAACGCGACGGUGUCUCCGGCGAGUUCACCGGCAAGGUGGUGACCACGCCGAUCUCAUGCCCCCCGCAGCGCCGCAAGUACCUGGCGGCGGCGCCGGACGGGCGGCUGAUGAUCGUGCUCAAGAACACCAAUGGCGGCGUCAAGAAAGGCUACUUCGAGGUGCAGGUGUUCGACGAAAUGACGCAACGGUGGGAGGCGGCGGAGGACAUCGGCGAGCUCGCUAUCCUCGUCGGCGUGAACAGCUCGGUGUGCGUGUCGACGGCGAAACACCCGGAGCUCAAGGGCGGAUGCGUGUACUACACUGACGACGAGAUCGGGAAGGCAUGGCUGCGGAGAGAGUACGGGUACAGCAACAGCAAGCCGAACGUGGGGGUGUACAGCCUCAAAGACGGCAAGGAGAUGAGCAUCCCGGGGCUCGGCGAGCACCUCAGCUGGCCGCCGCCGGCGUGGUUCACGCCUUCCUUCCGGUGAUGAUAUAUAGUUAGUUCUUGGCCUCUUCAUGGUCUUCUACAUACAUAAUGUUUACAUCUUCAGCUUUGCUUUUAGAGUGAACUUGCGCAGAUCAACAGGCCAGGACAAUAACUCAUGAGGUUUAGUGGCUAUCAUAUACGGAGUCAUUUAGUAAUUUGGUCUACUUGAAACUUCAACCAUAUGUGCAGAUGUCAGUCGCAAAACGGUCUUGUCAGAAACUCAGUUUUCGCUAUUUUGGGCCUUACAAGAUUCUGGGUCGCGUUGGAGCA
Molecule: messenger RNA, 1544 nt
Organism: Oryza sativa Japonica Group (Japanese rice)
Lineage: Eukaryota; Viridiplantae; Streptophyta; Magnoliopsida; Poales; Poaceae
Source: RefSeq, a predicted model, not a curated record